Messenger RNA from Ceraceosorus guamensis, 577 nucleotides. Its product is annotated as alpha/beta-hydrolase. The record is from RefSeq and is a predicted model, not a curated record. NCBI's taxonomy places the organism in Eukaryota, Fungi, Basidiomycota, Exobasidiomycetes, Ceraceosorales, Ceraceosoraceae. The annotation marks the transcript as partial. The transcript is spliced from 2 exons.
AUGUCUCUUAAUGCAGUCACAACCCCAGCGCGUGGAGAUCCACUGCGCGAAGACAUUUUGAUCCCCUCGGAAGGUGGAGAAUGUCACGCUUGGUGGUAUCCGCCCAAAUCUGGUAAGAGGGGUCCAGCGAUCGUCAUUGGUCACGGACUGGGCGGGAUCAAGGAGAUGGGUCUGAACAGGUAUGCUGAGCUAUUUCAGCGAGCUGGGUAUGGCGCCUUGGCUUUCGAUUAUGUCGGGUUCGGUCAGUCGACGGGAAAACCCCGCCAAAUUUUGGACUACUGGAAGCAGCAAGGAGACUGGGAUCAUGUGCUCGCGCACGCAAAGACGAUGCCUCUGAUCGACGCGUACAAGAUUGGCAUCUUUGGUACCUCUUUCGGCGGGGCUCACGUCAUCGACGUGGCCGCACGCGAUCCAGACGUCGUCGUCGCAAUCUCGCAAUGCCCCUUUACCAGCGGAUUCGCUUCCACUCUGACCACUGGUUUCGCCGUGCCUUUCUUGGGCGUGCUGGGUAUUGCCGACACGCUGUUUGGCUGGUACAAGCGAGUCAACGUCACUGUGGCUGGCAAGCCGGGCCAAG